This is a messenger RNA of Cimex lectularius (bed bug), 1719 nucleotides long. RefSeq names its product FMRFamide receptor-like. The coding region runs from base 536 to 1717 and encodes 393 amino acids. Gene Ontology annotation, cellular component: membrane. The transcript is spliced from 4 exons. Gene Ontology annotation, molecular function: G protein-coupled receptor activity. The record is from RefSeq and is a predicted model, not a curated record. Gene Ontology annotation, biological process: G protein-coupled receptor signaling pathway. NCBI's taxonomy places the organism in Eukaryota, Metazoa, Arthropoda, Insecta, Hemiptera, Cimicidae.
UUUUAUAAUUGAGAUGAUCAGAAAGUAAUAAAUGUAAUAUUUUGAACUAUUAAUAAACAGCGUCAUGCAACAAAAUUAGCUGCGGUGGUAGUGUACUAUCACUUUGUGAAAAAUCUCAUUAAUCACCUAAGAUAGUAAGUAAAUAAAUAAUUUAUUUUUUUAAUUGUAAUAACUAAUUUGUUAAAGAUGUCAGAAUAAAUUUAGUGAAGAGGAAACUCUAUGAUUGUAGGUCUGUAUAUAAAUAGAGGGUGUUCUAAUUAAGGAAUGAAGGCUGUAGUUGGCCGCUAUAUGAUGUGACACAUUGAGACGUUUUAUAAACAAUAUCUUUAACUUUUCUAGAAUCCACUGUGGAUGUGAAUAAUUAUAAUCAAUAAAGAGAAUGUGAUAGAAGAAAAAUGGUGCUUAUAUGUAUGAGAAACAUAUACGAAUCAUUAGUGAAAUUGAAUUUAUAGUAAAUAUGGCAUACAUCAAAAUGAAAAAAGGAGAAAACAAUAUAUACUUGUUCAUAUAAAUUGUGGUCUAUUGUACUUUUGAUAUGGUAGCAGAAGAAGAGGAUUGGUCUUUAGCAUUUUUGAACGGAUGCAGGUUUUGGUUUCCAUUUGUAUUUGUUCCAGUUAUUGUCAUAAUAGGCAUUAUCGGCAAUGUGAUAACAAUAAUUGUAUUAACAAGAAAAAGAAUGAAAAGUUCUACCAAUAGCUAUUUAACGGCAUUGGCAAGUUCAGAUCUUCUCUUUUUAGUAUUUAAUAUGAUUUUAUCGCUUGAGCAUUACAGAGGAAUGAAACAUCUAGAUUGUAUAACUUACUGGCAGAUUUGGAGAUUUUCCAUUUGGUUAGCUGAUGUGACAGGUGGAAUCUCAGUAUGGUUAACAGUGUCUUUUACGCUUGAACGCUACAUAGCAGUAUGCUACCCUUUAAAGGGGAAAAUCAUUUGUACUGAAUCGAGAGCAAGAAAAGUGAUUACUGUAAUAGUGAUUCUAGUGCCACUGAUAACAAUAACUACUCCAUUUGAAUAUACAGUAGAGCUCCAAAUUGAUGAAAGAACCAACACUACCCAAGGGAUAGAUACUAGUGAACUGGGGAAGAAUGAAACUUACAAAACAUUAUUUUACACUACUUCUAGUAUACUGUUUAUGAUUAUACCUUUCAUAAUACUCACCAUUUUUAACUCACUUUUGAUCACUGCUGUUCAACAAAGUCAAAAGCAUCGAAAUAAACUUACUGAGGAUUACAGGGGUGUCAGUGGUUCAAUUAGAUCAAAGAGCAAUAAGAGGUCAUCAGUUGUUAACAUGAACAAUAAAACAAAAUUGGAGAUGCCUAAGACGGUAGUGACUCAAAGGGGAUUACAAAGAGAAAAGCAAGAAAAUAAAAUAACUAUGGCAUUAGCUUCUGUUGUUUGUAUGUUUUUGGUUUGUCAAGCCCCAAGUGCUAUAACGUUAAUUGUUAAGCUUAUGUAUUCACCUCCAAAACAUUCCACGGGUGACAACUUUUUAAGAGGGUUAGGAAGUAUAUUUAACUUUCUUCCUUUAUUCAAUGCUGCUUGUAAUUUUAUGUUGUACUGUGCUAUGAGCGAUAAAUACAGGCAAACCCUUUGUAUGAUAUUUUGCCUGUCAAGGAAAUAUCGUCAUUCUAGAGACAACACGUUUUCAUCUACUGCAAGCUUCAGAGCUUCAACUAAUGCUCACACAUUAUUUAAUGCUGCAGAACUUCAAGAUGUGUGAUU